AUGUCAGCUUUUCCAGAUGAUGAUGACGAAAUCGUGCGCAUCAACCCAAGGGAAAGAAACUGGCUCACUGGUUACGAGGACUAUCGCCAGGCACCAAUUCAUCGCAAAUAUCCAGAAACUGAUAACACAGACUCUUAUGUGCGAUUUGCCAAAAGUGAAACCUCAAAGCAUGAUUACAACUAUCCAUACGUAGAUCACACGAACUUUGGCAUGUGCAAGGACCUCAAGGGUCCGGUGAUAAACACACAGCCCAGCCGUUGCAAAUCAAGAAGGAAAGAUGGCGAGAGGUCUAGAUGCGUGUAUUGCAGGGACAUGUUCAACCAUGAUGAGAAUGGUCGGGGUCAGUGCCAGGAUGCCCCGGAUUCAGUCCGAACCUGCAUACGACGGAUCAGCUGCAUGGGGUUUGCAGACUGUGUUCUUUACCACUGCAUGUCUGAUUCAGAAGGAGACUAUACAGACGCUUGUUCUUGUGACACCAGCGAUGAAAAGUUUUGCCUCCGGUGGAUGCUGCUCAUCCCUUUGUCAAUCAUUGCUCCUGGCAUGUGCUGUUACAUCCCACUACGAGCUUGCUACAACUGUGGUGUCAUGUGUGGAUGCUGUGGGGGCAAACACAAAGCAGUGGGGUGA
Molecule: messenger RNA, 627 nt
Organism: Staurois parvus
Lineage: Eukaryota; Metazoa; Chordata; Amphibia; Anura; Ranidae
Source: the annotation of a GenBank genome assembly